This is a messenger RNA of Megalobrama amblycephala (Wuchang bream), 5586 nucleotides long. RefSeq names its product protein tyrosine phosphatase receptor type C (gene ptprc). NCBI's taxonomy places the organism in Eukaryota, Metazoa, Chordata, Actinopteri, Cypriniformes, Xenocyprididae. The coding region runs from base 355 to 5010 and encodes 1551 amino acids. Gene Ontology annotation, biological process: protein dephosphorylation; negative regulation of protein kinase activity; positive regulation of peptidyl-tyrosine phosphorylation. The record is from RefSeq and is a predicted model, not a curated record. Gene Ontology annotation, molecular function: protein binding; protein tyrosine phosphatase activity. The transcript has 46 exons.
AAGGUGAUUUUAAUUCAAAAUCUUCUGGAGGGGCUGUUCUCACUGUGGAUGCAGGUCGUCAAACAAACAAAGCACAAAUGAGAUCAUUUUCUCUCAUUUCUCAUUUGAAGGACAUGACACAGUACAAGGCGAGAGAUGUGUGGCGUAGAUGAAAUUGCAACUUCCUGUUAAGAAAGGGCCUUAACGCAAAGCUGAAGGGGAGAGUGUCUCUGGCACUGCUCUGCUGUCUCUAGACCCUAAAAACAUCUUAAGGAUUUUUUUGAAGGUGAACACUCACCAGCAACAGGACCGACUGAUUAGACGCAUAAGAACACGACAUAUGGUGUCUUAGAAGAGGCGUUUGAACCCUUGGAUAUGGCGAGAUUUUUUGCACUAGGACCCUUGGUAUUGGUCCUAUGCUUGGUCUUAUGUUCAGCAAAAGACAAUCAGUCAAUCUCCUCCACUCUCAUCUCUACAUCAAACCCACCUGCACCUGCCACAGAAGAAUCAACACGGAACAAUAACGUCACUCAGUCAACCUCCACUCUCAUCUCUACAUCAAACCCACCUGCACCUGCCACAGAAGGGACCAGUUCUACACUGAAACCGACUCUGACAGUCUUACCCUCACUCACCCCCUCACAACAACACGACACAGGGACCAGUUCUACACUGAAACAGACUCUGACAGUCUUACCCUCACUCACCCCCUCACAACAACACAACACAGGGUCCAGUUCUACACUGAAACCGACUCUGACAGUCUUACCCUCACUCACCCCCUCGCAACAACAUGACACAGGGGCCAGUUCUACACUGAAAAUGGAUCUCACAUCAGUCUUACCCUCACUCACCCCAUCGCAACAACACGACACAGGGACUAGUUCUACACUGAAACAGACUCUGACAGUCUUACCCUCACUCACCCCCUCACAACAACACAACACAGGGACCAGUUCUACACUGAAACAGACUCUGACAGUCUUACCCUCACUCACCCCAUCGCAACAACACAACACAGGGACCAGUUCUACACUGAAACAGACUCUGACAGUCUUACCCUCACUCACCCCAUCGCAACAACACAACACAGGGACCAGUUCUACACUGAAACAGACUCUGACAGUCUUACCCUCGCUCACCCCAUCGCAACAACACAACACAGGGACCAGUUCUACACUGAAACAGACUCUGACAGUCUUACCCUCACUCACCCCAUCGCAACAACACAACACAGGGACCAGUUCUACACUGAAACAGACUCUGACAGUCUUACCCUCACUCACCCCAUCGCAACAACACAACACAGGGACCAGUUCUACACUGAAACAGACUCUGACAGUCUUACCCUCACUCACCCCCUCACAACAACACGACACAGAGAAGAGUACGGAAAGUAAUAACUGCACAUCAACCUCACCCUCACGCACCUCCUCGCAACAACACCCCACAAAAACCACUGCAGGGACUGAGGCCACCUCAUCUCCAAACACCAACAUCACGCUUCUCACCUCCACGCAAUCCAUCUCAACCUCACCCGCACUCACCACCAGCAUGGGUACCACAAAAAAUUGUGAAUACACCGUUACACGGACUGAGAAAGAAGCAAUAGUCCAUGUGUGGAAUGUGAAUGUCAGUGACUCCAAUAACCAAACGUACACAAUCAGGUUAAUGGAUCAGGAUACGACUGUGUUUAACCAAAAAGGAUCUUCUCCCUUCAAAAUACUGUUGACGAGUUUAAAACCAUGCACCAACUACACUGUUGAAGUUGAUGACUGUCAGCUCAAAGAUGAACCUAUUAAUUUCCAAGUCGAUAAAAGCACACGCCAUUCUGCAAAAAUUGAGGAUGAAAAAGUGUGUUUUACAGAUGACAGAUGGAAUCUGACAAAAUGUUUUACUAUAAGCAAUGAAACAUCCUGCAAAGAUAUGCCCAUUCCCUUUAACUUAGACACAUGCACCUACACAAUGGAUGUCCACAUGCCCCCAGUCAAACCUGAAAUAACCUUCAGUCAUACUAUCCCCACUAUGUUUAAGUGGAGUAACAAACCAGAUCAAUGUGAUGAUAGCAAAUUUAAGGUCAAUUGCACUGAUAAAAAUUCAAAGACAGAAACACAUCACUUGAAUAAGAAAGUCUUUUUGGUGCCUUCCGAAAUGUACAGCUGCACUGGACAAUACGAAUCUAACAAUACGUUCAUUGAAAGCAAUCCAAAACAAAUUAACAUCAGUUGUGAUUUUACAAAUAAAACUAAAGUACUUUCAUUGAACAACAACUUAAUUGAGAUUGAAUGGAAGCUAUCCCCUGGAAAUAAUUGCUCAGGCAUUCACUUCCAUUUUUCAGGCAAUUGUACAAACAGUUACGACCAUGGAAAAAAACUAAGAUGUGACACAUCCAAACCCACUAAAGUCUGCAGGAAUGAUGAGUUACAUGCAUUUACCAACUACACAUGCAAUAUUUUGGCCAAUUCCAAUAUCAGUGAUGACUUUUUUUAUAGCAUCUCUCAUUCCAUAAGAACACUUCCUCACAAGCCCAGUUUUACACAGAAUGAUGUGAAAGUAUCGGAAACAUCUCACAAUUCUUUCACUGUUAGCUGCAAGAACUUGAAGAAAGACGAAUGGAAUGGACUUCCCGGAAAUUAUAUAGCCAUAAAUAAAAAUUCACAAGAAGUUAAAAAUAAGACGCACUGUUCAUUUAAAUUUGACAAUCUUUACUACCUCACAGAAUAUACUUUUGAGAUAAAAGCCAUGAAUGGUAACCUUAAUGAGUCCAGUGUUACAAUUACCAGAUCCACUAGGUAUAAUGAUAAGGGUGUCAUUGGAUUCUUGGCUUUCCUCAUCAUUAUGACGUCACUUGCCCUCCUUUUUGUGCUGUACAAAAUUUUCCUGCUCAAAAGAAAACGGAAUGAUGAAGAUGAAGAGAUUCUUCUUACACAACCCUUUGGUUUUCCAUCUCCUCUCCUAGAACCCCUGCGCCCAGUUGAGCCCAUCUACGCAGACAAUUUAAUAGAAGCUUACAAGACCAAGAUUGCUGAUGAGAGCCGUCUGUUUAUGGAUGAGUUUCAGAGCAUUCCCCGAAUUUUCUCCAAUUACACCAUCAAAGAGGCGAAGAAACAAGAAAACCAGUCCAAGAACCGCUACGUUGACAUUCUGCCCUAUGACUAUAAUCGUGUUCCUCUCACAACUGGAGGUGAACGUGAAUACAUCAAUGCCAGCUUCAUCGAGGGAUAUCAAGAGCCGAAGAAAUACAUUGCAGCCCAAGGACCAAAAGAUGAGACUAUUGAUGAUUUCUGGCGAAUGGUUUGGGAGCAAAAGUCAUCCAUUAUUGUCAUGGUCACCCGUUGUGAGGAAGGAAACAAGAUCAAAUGCGCUCAGUAUUGGCCAUCUCUGGACAGAGAGACUGAGAUUUUCGAAGAUUUUGUUGUGAAAAUUCGAGCUGAGGAACACUGCCCUGAUUAUAUCAUUCGCUAUCUGGUCCUGGCCAAUAAGCGAGAGAAAGCCCCAGAAAGAGAGGUCACUCAUAUCCAGUUCAUCAGCUGGCCUGACCACGGAGUGCCUCAAGACCCCAGCCUGCUUCUGAAGCUCAGGAGAAGAGUCAACUCCUUCAAGAACUUCUUCAGCGGUCCGGUCGUGGUCCACUGCAGUGCAGGCGUCGGCCGCACAGGAACCUACAUUGGCAUUGACGCAAUGAUUGAAAGUCUCGAGGCGGAGGGCAGAGUGGACAUCUAUGGAUUUGUAGCGAAACUACGUCGCCAGCGUUGCCUCAUGGUUCAGGUUGAGCCCCAGUACAUACUGAUCCACACCGCUCUGAUAGAGCACAACCAGUUUGGAGAGACGGAGGUCCCACUGUCUGAAUUCCACUCGGCGCUCAACACCCUCAGGCAGAAAGAUGGAAGUGACCCCAGUUUGCUUGAAAUGGAGUUCCAGAAACUCCCCAAAUUUAAAAACUGGAGAACAUUUAACACAGGAGGCAGCGAGGACAACAAGAAGAAAAACCGCUACUCGUCUCAUAUCCCAUAUGACUUUAAUCGAGUCCUGUUUAGACUUGAAAUUGAGGGCAACCAGACCAGUGACCCUGAGGAUGAGGACGAGUAUUCAUCAGACGAGGAAGAAGAAUCUAAUGAAUACAUCAACGCUUCAUUUAUUGAUGGCUACUGGUGUCAUAAGAGUCUGAUCGCUGCACAGGGGCCUUUACCAAACACAACGGAGGAGUUCCUGCUCAUGCUGUAUCAGCAACAAUCUAAAACUCUGGUCAUGCUCACCGACUGCCAAGAGGACGGCAAGGAUUAUUGUUCUCAGUACUGGGGAGAUGAAAAGAAAGUGUUCGGAGAUAUGGAAAUAGAGGUGAAAAAGACAGAAAGCUUCCCAGCAUACGUCAGACGGCACCUGGAAAUACAGUCCACAAAGAAGAAAGACAUCUUGAAGGUGGAUCAGUACCAGUUUCUGAAAUGGAGAGGCACUGAACUUCCUGAGAACGCUCAGGAGUUAAUAGAGAUGAUGAAGAGCAUCAGAGAGAACGGAAAUUAUGACAACAGCAAAAUGAACCGGAGCAUCCCUAUAGUGGUGCACUGCAACAAUGGAUCGUCACGCACUGGAAUCUUCUGUGCCUUAUGGAAUCUUAUGGACAGCGCAUUGACGGAAAAGUUGGUGGAUGUCUUCCAAGAGAUCAAAAACUUGCGCAAGUUUAGGCAGGGAAUGGUGGAAACAUUUGAGCAGUAUCAGUUCCUCUACACGGCUAUAGAGGGCGCCUUCCCGGUGCAGAACGGUGCCAUUAAGACACCAACUGCAACCGACAGCGCACAGGUCAUCAACGAAACGACGGCGCUCCUCACCAAGGCCAACAGCACUACCGGUGCUGACCAGAAGGAGGCGGAAGACAGCAAAGCCACGGAGAGCAGCGAACAGGAAGCCACGGAGAACAGCGCUGCCACGGAGAACAGCACUGCCGCGCCAUCACCAGCAGAGGGAGACGGCGAGAAAACCACAACGGAGGGCCCCACCAACGGCCCUGCUGCCACCACCACCGUAGAGGUUUAGGCCAGUUUUGAGCUAAAAUGUUUUCUCUGCAUUUGACACCAAGUGUCUCAAAAAGAUUUAUACAAGUUGUUAUCAUGCUUUUGUUUUCUUGUUUUUACAUGAGUUUUACGUUUAUUUCGGUUGGGAUCACAGUGAUCCAUUACGUUUCUGCCUCAGGUUUCAAUACUGAUUUUCUGUAUAAUGAUGCUGUUUGUGUGAAAUUUGUGCAUACUGAUAAUGUUUAUUCACACGUGUAAAGGAUUUGCUUUAUGAUUUGAUUUUUAGGCUAUCAAAUUGCGUUUUUGAAUGUAUUGUAAAAUAAUUCCUUACAAACGAUAUUUUAUUUUGAUUUUCUAGUUUGGAAACUGUAUCAAAGCACAAACUUAUUGCAUCUAAAUUAUGUUGUCUGAAAUGACUGAUGAGGGUGAGUGAUUUUAUGUUCGAGAACAACAAAAUAAAGAGGGGCAAAGAUGACUUUGCACUACAGGGCUGUCAUCAAACUAUCUUUCAUUUCACUGUUUUUCAGAAUUGCUUCAUUAUGUUUCAUUUUAAGCAGAUGUAAAAUAACAAAAAAGAAUAAAUGAGAGCUUUGAACAA